AUGAAGAAGUUUUGUCUUUGCUGUGUUCACACUUCCUCUUUGUUGCUGUGUUUCAGCGGUGAUCCAGAGUUCUUCCAGAGAGCGUGUUCAUUGAUCUCUGUUAGAUCCGGAGAGGAGGCCGAGCAGUUUCUCUCCCUGCUGCAGCUGCUGGGCUUCAGCCUGCUGUUAACAGGAGAGUUACGCAGGAAAACCUGCCGGUCUGUGGGGACAGUUGUCAGACUUUGUGGCUCUGAUGUAAAUCUCAUCCUCACACCAAGAAAGAUGUCUGCCAGAGGAGCCUCCCUCCUCUUUAGACGUACAACACAACUCCACAGUCUGAAGCUUUCCAUUGACAUGGCCUUGUUCAUGUGUCGAUGGGUCAGAAGAGGGACAGCGGCCUGUCGGCUGACUAUCGCAGAGCUUUCUCUCUCCUCUCAGACAGCCCAACCAUCAGAGAGAGUGUUGCUGAAGGUUGUCAGUAGUUUGGCUUCCCUGCUGAGAUACUGGUCAGUCAGCCGGUUGGACCUGACGGAGUCCUGUGUUCCUGCUCAGGGUCUCAUCCCUCUGCUGCUUCAUGAGGGUCCUCUAACAAUCAAACUGAGUGAGAAGGUUUUGCAGCUGCUACUCUCCCUCCUCCUUGAAAUCCAGGAUGAGGUCUUGACCUGUUCCUUCUUGAGUAAGGUAGGUGGAGAUCUGACGUCCUGCUGUCUGAACUGGGAGCUCCUCCACUAUCUGCUGCAGCAGUCGUCAGCUCACACCGUCACCGUGAACAUGAGGAAGAACCGCUUCUUACAGGAGAGCUUCACACGUCUGCUUCCCUUUCUGGACAGGAUUGUGUUUAAAAGACCCGGUCCCAGCUUUGUGUUGACCGCCAUCAGAGAGAUCUACAAAGCUCGAGCCAGUCCCGUUAUACCCAGUUUACUGAGGUCGUUGGAUGAUGUCAUCAACCUGACCUGCAGAGAGAUGGACUCGGAGGACUUUGCUGCUCUGCUCUUCACCCUCACACACAGCGACCGAGUUAAACUGAACCUCACGUGGACCUUCAUACCAGCAGGGGAAAUAAAGUCCAUCGUCUUCAUGCUGGACAAAGUCUCUCAUCUCAGUGUUGACAGGAAUCAGCUGCUGAUGUUGAUCCACUGCUGCGCUGCCUCUGAGGCCCAGCAGGGGGCAGCAGCCGGCCUGCUCAGGACUGUGCAGGACCGCCUGGAUCUGUCCUGCUCCUCCAGUGUGGACCUGGAUCAUCAGAGGGACUCUCUCAGUCUGACUGCUGAGGACUGCAGGGCCGUCUCCACCAUCCUGACACACAGCAGCGGAGACACACAGCUCAUCCUGCAGGACUGUGAGCUGGAGGACAGCGGCCUGGACCUGCUGUUUCCUGUCCUACACAGAGUCCGUCUCAGAGCAAGUAAAGAUGUCCUCCUCCGGCUGGUGUCCCUGGUUCCUGUGGACAGUGAGAGGGACUCAGUGAGACGGGCAGUGUCCCUCCGUACAGCCCUGGAUGGACAACUGGACCUCAGUCACAGCACCCUGGAUCAGAGGGCCUGUGGAGCUCUGGCCCUGAUGCUGGACUACAGUGACGAGCUGACAGAGCUGGACCUGAGUCACUGUGGACUCACUGACCAGCUGCUGCUCUCACUCAGCGCACAUCUGCACAAAGUCCACGUCCUGGAUCUGAGUCACAAUAACAUCACUGAUGCUUCAGUGGACAUGUUGCUCCACCUGUCCAUCGACCCGUCCACCGACACCGUGCGACUCUUCGGGAACAACAUCGUGGACCGGUCUGUCUUCAAGGAGGACAAGCGGUUUGAGAUGUGGUGAAGCAGCCGUCAGGGGGGCGCUGGUCUGUGGAAGAUCUCCUUCCACCACCUCAGGAACGUUGCUGAACUCCGUCUCCCAGUCUGUCAGAGACAGAAAAACCCCGUCCACUCCUCUGUCUCCUCACGGCGGGACUACUGAGGCGUCCUCGUCCUCAUCGGGACUUCUAGCACACACAACACAUCCAGAACAGCGGCGCUAGGAUACUGAUGAAGGUACGACAAUACGACCACAUCACACCAUCCUCUCUCUCUCCACUGGCUUCCUGUCUCCUUCAGGGUACCCAUCGGGGUAUCCAUGGAAACGCCCCUCCCCUCCUCAGAGAACUACUCACACCACGAACCUCCUGACGUUACCUCGGCUCCAGAAACCAAGCUU
This is a messenger RNA of Etheostoma spectabile (orangethroat darter), 2172 nucleotides long. RefSeq lists its product as uncharacterized. The coding region runs from base 1 to 1797 and encodes 598 amino acids. Gene Ontology annotation, molecular function: protein binding. Lineage: Eukaryota; Metazoa; Chordata; Actinopteri; Perciformes; Percidae. The transcript has 9 exons. The record is from RefSeq and is a predicted model, not a curated record.